AUGACUUCAUCAGUUUUCCACAUCGCGCCCCUUCCCAAUCCGCCAGUGCCCCUCCCCCGUGUGCCAGGCCCCAAACUAGCCCCUUUCACUCCGAAUGCCCGAGCCAAUAUUGAGUUUGUUGAGUUUCUCGGCGAGGAAUACAACGUGGACUCUCAGGUCUGGAAGGUCAAGACCAAAGUAGCUGGGCAGCCUCGCCUGUUUGCUCUCAAGACGUUUUACUUCCGCCACUCAAACUUUCUCCGUAAAAACCAGGGCGGGGACCUUACAAGGCCACUUGCCAACUCUCAGCUCUAUUCCGACUACUUUGACCCUUUCAACUCAAAGCGCGAGGACCUGGCCGUCAAGGCCUACGGCUAUCUCCUCCUUACCCCUGAGCAGGAAGCCGAGUUAGCCCGGAAGGUAACAGGCGAGUCCACCCCGCCCCCCGACGCCAAGGCGGACAAGGCCCUGAAUGGCCACGAUUUCUGGAGGCGGCAGGAGGAACACCGCGGACUGCCUGUCCGGGCCAUCGUCAAAGAACUCGUCCCUAGGGGGGAAUUAAAUCCCAAUAUAGCCCAGGGCAUGUGGGCGGGCCUGAAAUCCCUUCACUCUCUGGGUAUAUUCGUGGGAGACACCCACGGCGGCAACUACCUGGGCGGGAAACUCGUCGACUUUAGCCGCUCAUGGACCAUGUACCAUCCGGCCAUGGUCCAAAUCCAGCACAACAUACGGGAAGGCAUGAUGUCGGAAGAGCUGCAGGAUCUGCUCGAUCAUUGCUACUUCUUAAAGGGCAGUCUGAGGGCGAUAGCCAUCCCCGACGACCUUGAGGCUUUCUGCUCGGGGAAUGACGAGUACAAAGGCCGCCCGUGGGCCUACAACUGGCUCAAGUGGGAGAAAGACCCCGAGGCGGCGAAAGCGUUUGUGGAAGAAAGGUUAUUUGAGAGGGCGGCCCAUUGA
Molecule: messenger RNA, 936 nt
Organism: Dichotomopilus funicola
Lineage: Eukaryota; Fungi; Ascomycota; Sordariomycetes; Sordariales; Chaetomiaceae
Exons: 3
Coding region: 1-936 (311 amino acids)
Source: RefSeq, a predicted model, not a curated record